Molecule: messenger RNA, 885 nt
Organism: Prorocentrum cordatum
Lineage: Eukaryota; Dinophyceae; Prorocentrales; Prorocentraceae
Source: the annotation of a GenBank genome assembly
CUCGAGCCGGCUGCGCCCCGCCGCUUGCGGCGGCCCAUGACGCGCGCGCUCCGUGGCGCCCGGGCCGCGGGCGCGGCGCUCCUGGCGCUGGCGCUGGGCCUGCCGCGGGCGGGCGCGGGCGCAGAGGGCCUGGCCGAGCCGGGGAAAGGGAUGAUCGCAGGAGCCAGCGGCGAGUUCUUUCGCUACAAGCACAUGUUCAAUCGGAGGCCCACCGACGCCGACCGCGACGAGGGGGAAGCCGUGCAGGAUGACCUUGCCGACGCGCUGGAGGGCGACCCGGGCUACGAGCCGACAGGCGACAUGGUCACCGACAGGAUGUUGUCCCACAAGAAGGGCUGCAACAAGCACUUCAAGGACGAGCUGAUCGCCGAGGGCUACCGGGUCCGCCCCUGCAGGGACGCUGCGGAGGGGGAACCCUCCGAACCCUGCCUGCAUAAGGAGGAUCGCCGGCCCAACGAGAUGUCGUCGGAGACGUACGAAAUUUGGAAGGAGGGGCUCUUCUAUGCGUGCGAGCAGACGGUCGGUCUUCUCGGGUCGGGAACUCGCCCGCGCCCUCGGCGCCGGCGCCAACCGCACGGGAGCGGCGCACGGCGCUUGCGAGCUCGCUGCCCGCUGCGGCAACGCGGGCCGCCACUCGGCGCCGCCGCGGCGGCGCAGGAGGCGGCGAAUGGUCGGCACCCGGCGCCCGCGACGGCGGCGAGCUGUGAGCCACGGGCAGCCGCGCGGCGCCCCGCGGGCCGCCGUUUGAGGCUCCCGCUUGCGUCGCCCGCCAGGUGGUGGCGCGCGCGACGAGGCCCGCCUACCGCUGGCGCGCCCGGCGCGCCUGUCACAGCUGGCCGCGGCGGCGAUCCUCCCUACCUCCUCCUCCUCCUCCUCCUCCCUACC